Rotaria socialis is the source of this 471-nucleotide messenger RNA. The record is from the annotation of a GenBank genome assembly. NCBI's taxonomy places the organism in Eukaryota, Metazoa, Rotifera, Eurotatoria, Philodinida, Philodinidae.
AUGAAUCCUGCUAGUAAAACAUUUUGGCCUGUAGUAGCAGCAGUUGGUUUUGGUGUUGGUUUUCUUGGCUACUGUGUUUAUUUCGAUCGAAAACGACGAAGUGCACCUGAAUUUCGUGAAAAAUUAAAAGCUAAACGCAAGAAACAAAAACAACAACCUGGUAGCUCAAACGAAAAUUUUACUAUUAAUUCAAAUGAUCCUGACGAAAUGCGUCGUUAUUUUCUUGAACAAAUUCAACGAGGAGAAGAUUGUUUAUCUCGCGGUGAUCUUGACAAUGGAGUCGAUCAUCUAGCAAAAGCUAUUGCCGUUUGUAGUCAACCUCAAAGUCUGAUGUCAUUAUUUCAACAAACAUUACCACCUGAAUUGUUCCAAGAAAUUAUCAUGCGUUUACCACGAGUUGCUCCAUCUCUGCUUGGUACAUCUUCAUCACCUUUUGGAGGUGCAACCAUCUCUGAACCAGAUCUAGAAUAG